Molecule: messenger RNA, 4387 nt
Organism: Nothobranchius furzeri (turquoise killifish)
Lineage: Eukaryota; Metazoa; Chordata; Actinopteri; Cyprinodontiformes; Nothobranchiidae
Source: RefSeq, a predicted model, not a curated record
UUUAAUAGUUCACAUUUUAUGUUUGUCUUUACUGAGUUUAUUGAGCCUGUUUGCACCUCAACAGACUGAUAAAUGAUCUGCAGCAGCUUUAUGAACACAUGAUGAUGACCUCAUCCCUUUAUCAUUGGUCCAGCUGUGCAAACACCUGUGCUGUUCACACACAGGUGUUUGUUUCCAUGCUCCGCUUUUGUGCUACAGCAGGCUGAACAUUACAUUCAGAUCUGUUAAUCAAUCCCUUGCCAAUACAGUUCGUUUGAACAUCUUAUUCUUAGUUUUCCUAAUCCUGAUUGCAAAACUGUAAAACCACUCUUGUUUGUAGUUUUAUAUCGUCCACCAGGCCCUUACUCUGAGUUUUUGGAUCAGAUCUCUGAUUUUUUAUCCGAUUUGGUGCUAAAUACUGAUAAGGUCAUUAUAGUGGGGGAUUUUAACAUUCAUGUGGACAUUGAACAUGAUAGCCUCAAUGUAGCCUUUAGUAAUAUCUUAGACUCAAUUGGUUUUACUCAAAGAAUACAUAGCUCCACCCACUCCUGCCAUCAUACAUUAGACCUUGUGCUGACUUAUGGCAUAGAGUGUGUGGAAAUAACCAUAUUUCCACGUAAUCCAGUCCUCUCGGACUACUUUCUGAUAACCUUUGAGUUUUUUAUAACUGAGUUCUCGAGACAUGAAAGUAAAUUUCACUAUAUGUUAAUGUUUGUGUUUAUUUAUUUAGCAGACACUUUUAUCCAAAGAGACUUACAAUUUAUAACCUAUAGGGCAUGUUGUGAUCUGUGGGGGAAACCGGAGUACCCAGAGGAAACCCACGCAUGCAUGGGGAGAACACGCAACUCCACGCAGAAAGGCUGCAGCCGAGUUUCGAACCUGCGACCUUCGUGCUGCGAGGCAACAGUGCUAACCACUGCGCCGCCAUGCAGCCCACAGCCCAUAGUCAUUUUGCAGUGAUGUCAUCGACCCUCCUCCUCCUCCUUCCUCUCAUCAUCCCCGCUUUGAUGCUGGAGUUUCGUUACCAUAGCAACAGUGAAAUCGAGCAAUACUUAGUUCAGGUUAACACCUCCAACCCUGACAUCACUCACCUGUACAGCAUCGGGAAGUCCGUCAAAGGGCAGCAGCUGUGGGUGCUAGCCCUGGGCGUCAGCCCUCGCCGUCACACUGUGGGAAUCCCAGAGUUCAAAUAUGUGGCCAACAUGCAUGGAAAUGAGGUUCUGGGCCGGGUUCUGCUGCUCCAGCUGAUUGACGAGCUGGUUCGAGGUUUCCGGAACAAUGAGACGUGGGCUCUGCACCUCCUGAACAGCACCCGGAUCCACAUCCUGCCCACCAUGAACCCUGAUGGCUUCGAUGCAGCCGACACCAACUGCAUCUACAGCCAAGGAAGGUUCAACUACCACGGAGUGGAUCUGAACAGGGGCUUUCCCGACGCGUUUGCUAGUCUCCAGAACCAGCAGAUUAACGAGGAGAAGAUGGAGCCUGAGGUGAGGGCUGUGGUUGACUGGUUACAGACGGAGACUUUUGUUCUUUCAGCCAACAUCCAUGGAGGAGCGCUGGUGGCCAGUUAUCCCUACGACAACGGCAACCCGAACCAGCUGGUCGGAGCCGGCAUCAGUCCUGACAACGAAGUGCUUGUUUACCUGGCCAAGGUGUACUCCUACAAUCACACCUCCAUGUACCGCGGGGACAUUUGUGUAGACAGUGGACCAUUCCAGGACGGCAUCACAAACGGGUUCCAGUGGUACCCGCUGCAAGGUGGGAUGCAGGACUACAACUACGUGUGGGCUCAGUGUUUGGAGCUGACUCUGGAGCUUUCCUGCUGCAAGUUUCCUCCUGCUGAUGAACUUCCUGCUCUGUGGAUGGACAACAGAAAGGCUCUGCUGGCCUACAUCCAGCAGGUCCACCUGGGGGUAAAAGGUCGUGUGUUUGAUGGCUCUGGUGUGCCGGUGCAGGACGCUGUGGUGGAGGUCAAAGGUCAUCAGAAUAUGUGUCCGUUCAGAUCUAAUCAGUAUGGAGAAUACUACAGACUGCUGCUGCCUGGAACCUACACCUUCGAGGUGAGGUACCCGGAUCACGAGGUUCUGACAGAAACUUUCAACAUCCCAUACGGUCCGGAUCGGUACACCGCUCUGAAACACGACUUCCUGUUGCAACGCAUUACAACGGAGGCUGCCACGCCCCCUGCUGAACCCACCCAGGCUAAUCUCACUACCUGUAACUACAAGGUAAACCAGCGAGGGGGCGGAGCCAUGACCGGGCCCAGGUGGAGCGUGCUGAUGAUGGGGCUCAGCUUAUUGAUCAUGUUGCGGUCACUGAUCAUCUGAAGCUAUCUCAGCACCAGCAGUCUUCAUGGCGUCUGGCGGUUGCAUCUUUGAUCUACUGGACUAAAACGUCAAACUCCAAAACCCACUAAAUCCCUCAGAGUCUGCUGACGUUGGAGACUGGUUUUAGCGUUUGCUUCCAGCUGUUUGGCUCCAUAAACCCAGUUCAGGAGCAAACUGAUGAACUGCUGACAAAGCAAGGAUGAGCAGAGCUACAAUCACCAGAAACAAGAUGGCUGCUUUAGACGUGGUAGAAGUCCGUCAUUCUCAGCCAGAGCUGAUACUUGCACACAAACUGCUUCAGUCUGGAUGUACAACACAUUUAACCAAAUCAUAUUCACAUAACACAAAGUAGUUAUUAGAAGUCCAGUCAGUUGUACAGCUGACAGGUAGCAUAGCUAGCUGAUUACUAAUACAGCUAGCUGAUUAGCAUAUGUAGCUGACAGCUAAUCUCAGGACAAAUGAACUGAUAUUAAAAGUCUGACGAGGUCAUUUGCUAAUCAACAAAAAGCCCUGUAGCAAAGCUGAUGAGUUUAACAACAAAAUAGAGAAAUUUCAUUUGGAACAGGUUUUUAUUAAAGCUGUUCAUUCUUCUCAGCUGAAGGUUUUUUAAAUCCACCCAACAAAGCUAACACGUUAGCUAGAUGUCUUCAAACUGCCUGUUUGAUGAUUUAAUGGUAACAAUGUCACCCACAAUAACACUUAAUGCUCUAAAACAGGAGAUAACCACGUUUUAAAAGAAAAACUUACUUUUACCCAUCAUAACAGGGAUCUCCAGAACUUUGAUUAAAGAUUUAUUUUUCAUGAGUGGGUAAAUAAACACACUAGAAAUCAGGCACAAAAACUACAAAUGGAGCUCAAAUAAAGGAGGCUGAGACACCCGAAGAGCAGCUCUGUGCUGACACGGGAGCAUUAGAAAAGGUUUAAAUCUGCAUUUGCUCUCUUCAAAAGGCAUCAGGGAGGCGGCAGCGGCAGGAAAAAGCUCCAUUGACGGAGGACUUAAGUCAUUCCUGCUGAGACGCUUCGUCUGGCCUGAGAUUCAUUACGGCUGGAUGUAACUGUAAUUUUAUCUGUGAGGAGGAGCACUUUAAAAUUAGCACAUGAAAGGAGAGUGCUGCUUUUAGACAGUCGAGUUUAAAUCAGAGAAAAGGGCUUAAAGCAGCGAGCGAGGAGAGAGCUGAGCGAUUAUACCACGAGUCUGUGGGACAAAUCCGCCAUCAACCGGAGCUGGUCUUUGUUUUUCAGAAUUUCCAAAUCUAUUUUUUAAUUAGUCAAAUUGAGAUUAAUACUAUUUUUAAAUAACAAAACACUUUAUACACUUCUCUUUCUUUUUAUUUGAAUUUUAAUCCGAGUUUCUGAAAGUCUUUUGUCUCGUUUGACUUGUUGUUCCUCAGCUGUGCUUCAACACCUGUUGGUUUGUUUUCAGGGAAAAAUACCGAACAUUCAGAACAUUAAUGGCUCUAACCAAAACGCUGAACAGACAAAAGAGAAAUUAUUUACUAGAACAAUCAGAAUUCAAUAGUGAAACCUAAGCGGAGGCCGAAAGGCCCUCUGGAGCUAGAAGCCGGUAAGACACGCCUGUGCCUCGUAUAAUCUACCCUUAUAAAGUUUAAAUAUUAGUAGUUUGGAGCAGAUUAUUAAACAUCACUACGCGAGUUUAGAUGCAGACGCUCUGGUCUUCAUCCAUGAGAAUAAAAACAAACCUUUAAGGAGGAACACAAAUCCUGGAGAGCAUCCCUCUCCUCAGCAGGACCCGUAGUUACUGACUCUGUUGGUCCCAAUGAGAGGAUUCUGUUAAGCUUUAACUGGGUUUAUUAUUCAUCUUAAACAGAUUCAUAAAUCAAACUUUUUGUUUUUCUAUGUGCAGUUUGAUGUUUUUGCCUCUGAGCUCCUCUGUGCCAUGUUGGAUCUGUUGUGACUGCAGGCUUCGGUCACUCGGACACCUUUGACCUCUGACCCCGCUGCCUUUCUCAUCAUUUCUGUUUGCUUGCAGUGAAAAAUCUCCAUGUUUUGACAUAAUGUAAACGGACGUCUGUUGAGCCCGAUUCUGGAAGGAAGUUCCAAAUAAAAAUAAUAUAAAAGAU